Patiria miniata (bat star) is the source of this 4859-nucleotide messenger RNA. RefSeq lists its product as uncharacterized. Lineage: Eukaryota; Metazoa; Echinodermata; Asteroidea; Valvatida; Asterinidae. The transcript is spliced from 6 exons. Gene Ontology annotation, cellular component: membrane. The record is from RefSeq and is a predicted model, not a curated record. Bases 369 to 4220 code for a protein of 1283 amino acids. Gene Ontology annotation, biological process: G protein-coupled receptor signaling pathway; cell surface receptor signaling pathway. Gene Ontology annotation, molecular function: G protein-coupled receptor activity.
ACAUGAUAAUGGUCUAUAGUGUCCUCUUUGUACCAUCUCACCGACUGACUGACUGAUUAACUGACAGACCUUUACUUAAACAGUAAGAAAAUAAAACAAAGUGAAACGAUAUUUUUAAUUCGUUUUACCAACGACAACCGUGCUGUUCCUUUUGUAUUCUUUUCAGCAAAAUCUAAUCAACUCGUCACUCAUACUGAUCAGAAUUGUUCGUUUGUUUCGCAGAGUUCACAGAUAUCAGAGAUCUCGGAAUCCAGCUUGUCAAUGGAAACGACCCCAACGAGGGCAGGGUGCUAGUUCGAUGGUCCCCCGACUCCGACUGGAAGGCUCUGUGCUUUAAGCGGUACGCUCCCGACACCAUCGCCCAUCAGAUGUGCAGGCGGCUCGGGUACCCGUUCGCGUGCGGCAUGGAGGAGGCAGGGGCGGGGCGGACCGAGGACACAUCCCUUCGGAACAUAUCAAGCGUGAUAUAUCGAUAUCAGUGCAACGCGCAUCUAUUUAACAUCACGGCUGGGGGCUGUCUUUUAUUUGAGACACCAUUGUUUGAUCCAAGUCUCGGCCCGCCUUGUGCACAUGAGCAAGACACGUGGUUAAUGUGUGGAUUUGCAGGAAUGCCAGAUUUUGAAUUGCGACUGGUUGAGGAGGGGUUAAUUGGUGCCACUAGAGGACUCGUCCAGGGUCGCUGCGGUGGGAGGCAGGAAUGGGGUGCCAUCUGCAGCAACACAUUCGACCUGUCAACCGCUGGACAAGUGGCCUGCCGCGAUUUGGGACAGCCUCCCGCCAUUUCGGUAGGGAGGGUAGACCGCGGUGCGGUUGAUGCGGAGUUCCUACCAGACUACACGCUGUUCGUGGACAUCGGUUGUGUUGGGGAUGAAGCGAGUCUGAGCGAGUGCGAACACCACUCGCUGCGGUAUUGCGAGAGUUUUGCCUCCCUGGAAUGCUUUACCGGAAACCGGGAUAUCAGAGAUAUUGACAUCGAGCUCGUGAAUGGCAGCGCCCCCAACGAGGGGCGAGUCUUAGUUCGCUGGUCCCCCGACUUUGAAUGGACGGCAGUGUGCUUCAGUUCGAAUUACACUGACGCGUUGGCCUUCGACAUGUGCAGGCGGCUUGGUUACCCGUUCGCAUGCGGCAAGGAGGCGGCAGGGGCGGGGCGGACCGAUACCCCCUCCUUGGCGAAUAUAGCCAGCGUGGCAUAUCUAACCACGUGUAGGUCAGACCCGAACGAUAUCUUCGCAGGGGGCUGCUCCCUCUCUGCGGCGACUGAUCCCGUUGAUGUGCAUCCUUGUCCGCAUGAACAGGACUUGUGGUUAUCGUGUGGAUAUGCAGAAAUGCCGGACUUCGAACUGCGACUUGUGGAGGGAGCACCCGGUAGCUCCAAUAAAGUCGUUCAGGGUCGCUGCGGUGGGAUACCCGAAUGGGGUGCUGUCUGUGGGCACCUAUAUUACGAGCGAAGGGCCGGACCUGUUGUCUGUCGAGAUCUCGGGCUGUCUAAUUACUCCAUUUCGACAGGAGCACUAGCACUGGGAGAAGUUGAUGCGCAGCUGGUGCCCGACUACACGCUGUUCGUUGACAUAGGGUGUGUCGGCAACGAAUCGAGUCUGAGCGAGUGCGAACACUUCUCACUUAGGCAGUGCAACAGCUACGCCACAGUACAGUGUUUUACCGAAAUUCGGGAGUAUGAAGAAACUGCUUACCUUUGUGGUGCUAAGCAACUUUGUGGUCAACAAUGCAAUCAACAGAUCCAUCCUCUGCCGAACGACGUUAACGUUUUCCACUACUGCCAGUGCGACGACGCCUGCGUACUAUUCGACGACUGUUGUUACGACUACGCCGGUGUUUGCGACCGUAGAGCGCCCAGUUUAGAGCGCGGGGGCUUCACGGCUGACCGGUUCGGCUGCGUCUGGGUACCUGGCAGUCAGUUCACUUUCACUGGCUUUGUGAUGAUCGACCGCUGCUCGGACGACUGGAGAGAUGAAGGUAUCCGUGCCUUGUGCGAGAAACCGAUCAAUGCGACAGACGUCAUUGGAUCGUUGCCAGUCUUCGACGAUCAAGGCGUGGAUUUUUCAAACAUCUUCUGCGCCCUGUGCAACCACAGGUCUCUGGGUAAAUUGAGCAGGUGGGAUGUUUUUAGUUCUUACAACAAAAUAAGUAGUACCACAAACACAUAUUACACAUCUCUCAACCAGACCUUACCGACAAAGGGCUGGAUCAUCACUCCACCGAAAAAUCAUACAGAAAUACGUAAGUGCCCCGCUCAUCUGAUUGACACCUGUCUUGUUGACUUUCGCGGUACCGAGAUGGAGAGAGCUUGUAGAGCUUACUACGCACCCGUACGAACCGAUCGGGAAAACAUAAGGUAUCGUAACCCACACUGUGCUAUGUGCAACGGCAAGGAACUCGUACCAGAUGACUCCUGCAUGGAUGUGAUCUGUAAGAUGACAUGCGAACCAGACCCUUGGGGUCCUUGCGGGAUUGUCUGCGGCCCGUACAAUGAGUUCUUCACAAUUGAGGUUCUUUUUGACUUCACCUCUUCCUCUUCCAUCAAUGGGAUGUCUUGCCUGGAAGGGCAGAUCUACGACCCAUUCCUGGAGAGGUGCCGGGUGCUGACGUGCGCAGCUGGAUAUCGAAUCAACGGCGACGAGUGUGUGGCAUACACUCCGGUUAAUCCACCCAUAAACGGCAGUCAAGAGACAUCUGCAAUCGAAUGCUUGGCAAAGCGUCUUGGCAAAGAUACAGCCGGCGGGCAAGCCUUGAUGGCAGGACAAACUAUCAUCCUGAAUGACCCAGACGCAGGAACAUUGUCAGCUCUUAUUCUCCUGACUUCGGUUCGCGAAGCACUUGCCAUCGAUGCAGCAUUUGAUGUCUAUGUUGCAAAUGCAUCAAUAGACAACCCAACCACACUUUCUGAAUUAUUGUGUAACAUAUCUACGCUGUCAAUUUACGUGCCGUUUGCUCUUAGUGCUUUUAGUAGCUGUAACUUAGUAAAUGGGAAUGAAACAUUUGUAGGAUAUGUUGGAAACCUUUUGAUGGUGGUAAAGUUUCAAGAUAUCAGAGAUGAGGGAGAGUACACACAAGAGAGAACAUCGCCUCUAUGCCUAAAGGUUGCCGACCUAAAUUGCUCUUCUCUUCUGACGUUAAAGGGUUCCGAGUACACGAUCUUGGCGGAUGAAAUUUUACAAGUGACUGCAAGUGGCAUACUUGCAGCCGAGUACGUUCGCUUCCCAGACGGCUCUGUGGUCAUGUGCUCUUUCGCAGGUCCGCUGCCAGAGGGGUUGGAGCCAAAGAUCAGAAGGGCAAUUUCCUUUGCAGGUAGCUGUCUGUCACUGCUUGCCCUAGCCGCCACUUUCGUUACAUACUGCGUAUUUCCUGAGCUCCGGAACACCGCAGGCAAGUCAACGAUGAACCUGGUGGUGGCGCUCUUCGUCGCCAUCUUGCUGUUCCUACUGACGGGCUACCUCAGGCAGAGCCGCGCCGCCUGCGUGUCCGGUGCCGCAGCGGCGCAUUUCGCCUGGCUUGCCGCUUUCUGCUGGAUGACGGUCCUUAGUGUCAGUGUUGCUCGCACUCUGGCGUCCAAGGUGUCAAUACCGCACCGUGGCAGAGGAAUCGAUCGUGCACUGGUCUCCUACAUGUGUCUUGCCUGGGGGAUCCCCCUGAUCAUAGUGACCAUCUGCUUGGCCCUCCAGUUCUGUAACUGCACCAGCCUACCUACAAUCUACGCAGAGAGCAACAUCUGUUGGAUCACUGACGCCACGGUUCGCGUGGUCGUCUUCUUGGUACCGGUUGCGAUGAGUUUGGUUCUGAACAUCACCACGUAUGUCUUCACGGUCAUCAACUUCCGGAGAAACAGACAAGUAAGCAAGGCUGCUCGGCACCAAACAACGACGGACGCAGUCAGAGAAGAACUCUCCGUCUACUUAAAGAUCUGCACACUUGUUGGCGUGACCUGGGUGUUCGGCUUCGUUUCUCAGUCAGUGACUGGCAUCGUAGUCUUCUCCUACAUCUACAUCCUCCUCAACUACCUCCAGGGUGUCUUCAUCUUCAUCGCCUUCUGUCUGAACAAGAGGGUCCGGGGUCUGUGGAGGCAGAAGCUGAGAAAGAUGCCGGCACACACCGGGAAGACAAAUCCGAAUUCUCUUCAUCCGAAGCACCAAACAAACAUCACCUCCUCCGGCACGUCAGGGAUAAGUCAUUCGAAGAAGACCACAGAAAGCACCCACCUGUAAAUCCUGUUUCUUUAAUCCUGGGGCUUAUAACAAUUAAAUAUCGAUUUAUGCAGCGCAAAAAUCCACCUUUUGGCUCGAUUUACAAAUUUUCAAUUACAAAUUGCUCAAUCUUUGAGCGGUUCGAUAUUAUUUCUGCGCACCGGACCGAUAAAAACAUUCCAAAAACCAUCUUAGCUCCCUGGGGAGUAUAUAGCUCAAUGCUGCCAUAUCGGCGUAAUCGGCUGAAUCAAACAAUUGGCGUGUGCCCUCACAUGUACCACUUUAUUCCUUGGUGGGGAGAAGCAAUGAGUGACAAAGUUUCCUGCCCAAGGACGCACGCACUACAAACACAGGCUAGACUCGCAAACAAAACCUGCAGAUUUGCCCACUAGAUCAUGUGUGCAAUACACCAGACCGCGAGGCCACAGAAUUCAACGGCUAUCGACACAGCUCACAAAAGCGAAGAGGGAGACAAAAUGUCUCUGAGGUACAGCCUGAUUAAAUUUUUUUCUGGAAACACAGGUUGGCAAAUUAGUUUUCACAUCAAAGUCGGAAUUCUUUUGAAGAAUAAUAGAAAAGACUACUGUUUGCCCUGGUGUUUCUGGCAGUGGCUGCAAUGUGCGCCGCAGCACCUUGUAAACCAUUAUAAGGUGCUACAUA